UGUCUAAAGGCAGACGCCAGACUCGCCCUCUUCGGCUUGUCUCGCUCGCCUUACAAAAGGCCUUGGCAGCCUUCUCUUUCUCUCUAGAUUCUUUGUCUCCUCCUCAGCAGGUCUCCUUCUGAAACCUCAGAUAGCUAAAGCUGCAAUCCUGCUAAACAUGGCGGCACCUGCUCAGUGGCAGCCCAACGAGGAUGGCCUGAGAGAGAUCUGCCGCUUACUGGAACAGCAAAUUUCUCCUACUCCUGAUCAUCCUCAGAUUUGGCAGCAGCUCCAGCAUUAUAGCCAGUUCCCCGAUUUCAAUAACUAUCUCGCUUUCAUCUUUGCUCAUGCUGAGGGUACACCAGUGGAAAUUCGACAAGCAGCUGGAUUGCUUUUAAAAAAUAAUUUGAGAACCGCUUUCAAAUCCAUGGAACCUUUAUACCAGCAAUACAUAAAAUCUGAAUUGUUACCUUGCUUAGGAGCAGCAGAUAGGCAUAUCAGAUCUACAGUUGGAACAAUUAUAAGUGUUGUUGUUCAACAAGGGCGGGUCGUUGGUUGGCCAGAGCUGUUGCAAGCACUCCUACAUUGCUUAGAGAGCAAUGACUUAAAUCACAUGGAAGGUGCUAUGGAUGCUUUAUCCAAGAUUUGUGAAGACAUCCCACAAGAGCUUGAUUCGGAUGUACCUGGAUUACCUGAACGCCCUAUCAACAUAUUGUUGCCAAGAUUAUUCCAGUUUUUCCAAUCUCCUCAUACCUCACUCAGGAAGCUUUCCUUAGGUUCUGUUAAUCAGUUCCUUAUGUUGAUGCCCAAGGGUUUAUCUCAAUCCGUGGAUCAAUACCUCCAGGGUUUGUUUGUUCUUGCCCUCGAUCCUGCUGCUGAUGUGCGAAAAUUGGUUUGUGCUGCUUUUGUUCAGCUAAUUGAAGUUAGCCCAUCUUUCUUAGAGCCUCAUUUAAGAAAUGUAAUUGAGUAUAUGUUGCAAGCCAACAAGGAUGCUGAUGAUGAAGUUGCUCUUGAAGCUUGUGAAUUUUGGUCAGCAUACUGUGAAGCUCAAUUGCACCCAGAUGGCUUGAGAGAUUUUCUACCACGCCUAGUUCCAGUUUUGCUGUCAAACAUGGUUUAUGCUGAGGAUGAUGAAUCACUUGUUGAUGCAGAGGAAGAUGAGUCUUUCCCUGAUCGAGACCAGGAUCUGAAGCCUCGUUUCCAUUCAUCACGGUUUCAUGGAGCAGAUAGCAUGGAAGAUGAUGAUGAUGACAUUGUCAACAUUUGGAAUCUAAGGAAAUGCAGUGCAGCCGCUCUAGAUAUCCUCUCAAAUGUGUUUGGGGAUGAGAUUCUUCCAACAUUGAUGCCUCUAGUUCAAGCUAAGCUAGCUACUGCUGAUGAUACAACCUGGAAGGACAGGGAAGCUGCUGUUCUAGCUAUUGGUGCCAUUGCUGAAGGUUGCAUUAAUGGCCUCUACCCCCAUUUGCCCGAGAUUGUGGCAUUUCUCAUCCCUCUGUUAGAUGAUAAAUUUCCUCUCAUUCGCAGUAUCACUUGUUGGACACUCUCUAGAUAUAGUAAAUUUGUUGUUCAGGGUAUUGGCCAUCAAACAGGUCAUGAACAAUUUGAAAAAGUUCUUAUGGGUCUUUUACGAAGGAUAUUGGACACUAACAAACGAGUUCAAGAAGCUGCUUGUUCAGCCUUUGCUACACUUGAAGAGGAGGCUGCAGAAGAGUUGGCGCCACACUUGGAAAUAAUUCUGCAGCACCUUUUAUGUGCUUUUGGGAAAUAUCAGAAACGUAACCUCCGGAUAGUGUAUGAUGCUAUUGGUACACUAGCAGAUGCUGUUGGAGGGGAGCUCAAUCAACCAAGGUAUCUUGAUAUUUUGAUGCCUCCAUUAAUCUCAAAGUGGCAGCAACUUGCAAAUUCAGACAAAGAUCUUUUUCCAUUGCUUGAGUGUUUCACAUCCAUAGCGCAGGCACUUGGUCCUGGAUUUUCUCAAUUUGCUGAACCUGUAUUCCAAAGGUGUUUAAACCUCAUCCAGACUCAACAACUGGCAAAGGUUGAUCCUGUGUCUGCUGGGGUUCAAUAUGACAGAGAGUUUAUUGUCUGCUCUUUGGAUUUGCUUUCAGGGCUUGCAGAAGGCCUCGGGAAUGGGAUAGAGAGUCUGGUUGCACAAGGCAAUUUGAGGGACCUACUUCUUCAGUGCUGCAUGGAUGAUGCUUCUGAUGUGCGUCAAAGUGCUCUUGCUCUUCUGGGGGACCUUGCAAGGGUUUGCCAUGUGCAUUUGCAUCCUCGUUUGUCAGAAUUUCUUAAUGUUGCUGCCAAUCAGUUGCAUACUCAGGAGCUGAAAGAAUCUGUUUCAGUGGCUAAUAAUGCAUGUUGGGCAAUUGGAGAAUUAGCAGUAAAGGUUCACCAAGAAAUAUCUCCUAUUGUGCUAAGAGUUAUUCAAUGCCUAGUUCCAAUCCUUCAACAUGCUGAGGGGCUUAACAAAUCACUCAUAGAAAAUAGUGCCAUCACUCUUGGGAGGCUUGCAUGGGUCUGCCCAGAACUUGUAUCACCUCAUAUGGAGCAUUUCAUGCAAUCAUGGUGUACUGCUUUAUCCAUGAUACGUGAUGAUGUUGAGAAAGAGGAUGCUUUCCGAGGUUUAUGUGCUAUGGUUAGAACAAAUCCAUCUGGGGCUUUGAGUUCACUUGUUUAUAUGUGCAAAGCCAUUGCUAGUUGGCAUGAAAUAAGGAGUGAAGAUCUACACAAUGAAGUUUGCCAAGUGUUAAAUGGGUAUAAGCAGAUGCUUAGGAAUGGAGCAUGGGAACAGUGCAUGUCAGCAUUGGACCCUCCACUGAAGGACAAGUUGUCAAAGUAUCAAGUAUAAUCAAAGGUGUUGUAUUGCCCAUGCUGGUAGUUGUCUCAAGUCUGCUUCUUCAGAGGUGUAUAUCUGUGUCUUGGAUAGUGUUCCUUUUCUGUACAUCUUGUGAUGAAAAGCAAAGAUGUGAUUUGCUUUGAGCAGAAGGUUGUCUGUUGCAUUUUAACGAAAGAAGGUGAAGUUACAUCCCAAGUUCUAGGAUGGAAGUCUGAAGCUGAAGGAUGGCAAUUUUGAAACCAUAUUGAACAGAAGAAGCUGAGUGCGAGUUUGAAGGGGGGAUGGAAACAGGUCCAACCAAAGGUGUGGUUUUCCAAGCACACGAAAGCUGGUGAUUGUUCCCUUUCAAUAUUUGCACUGAGAAAGAUUAUAUAUAGGUGUCAGUUUCCACCUUCUGCUUCAUUUUCAGUUUAUUGUUUUUAUUGUUUAUACCAUGCCAGUGGAUAGGUUUUAGUCUGAAGGCUCCGCUGAUUUUGUUAAAAGGGGCUUUACAUAAAUUUUAUUGUUUUGUUUUUUCUUUUCAAUUCUUAUUGUUUUUGGAUUGUAACUUACAUUUAGAGAUGGAGCAUCGAGGGCUUGUAUCAGUAUUGAUCGAUUGUCAGCGAAAUGACCAGCAUUUAGUGGCCUUGGAUUUUCUUGUUUAAUGAGAGUUGUGUUCUGUUUGAUUUGAAUCA
Molecule: messenger RNA, 3489 nt
Organism: Nelumbo nucifera (sacred lotus)
Lineage: Eukaryota; Viridiplantae; Streptophyta; Magnoliopsida; Proteales; Nelumbonaceae
Product: transportin-1-like
Biological process (GO): protein import into nucleus
Molecular function (GO): small GTPase binding
Source: RefSeq, a predicted model, not a curated record